UUCUGAAUGCAUUUUUUUUUCAGAAAACAUUACAUAAAAAGACACAUCAACACACAACUUGUAUAGCGAUUUUAAAUAGAUGCAUCAAUACACCUGUGAAGAAAGCCAAAUGAAUGUAACAUUCGGCUUGUGAGAAUCAACUUGUUCAGAUAAAUUACCACAAAUGGGAACUGAUACAGGAGAUAAACUUUGUAAGUGUGAUGUGUGUGGGAGUGAAUUAAGGGAAGCAGGAAGCUUAAAGAAACAUAUGAGGAUACAUACUGGUGAGAAGCCUUAUGUAUGUGGUAUAUGCGGAAAGGCAUGCAGCAUAUCGAGUUCCUUAAGAACACACAUGAGGAGACACACAGGUGAGACGCCGUACAAAUGUGAGCAGUGUUGUCAGGCAUUCAUGCAGGCAAAUGCCUUACGCAGACAUAUGUGGACACAUGCAGGUUAUAAACCUUUUGAAUGUAAUGUGUGUGGGAAGGUAUUCAUCCAAUCAAAUGUCUUACAGAUACAUAUGAGGACACAUACAAUUGAUAAAUGUGAUGUGUGUGGGAAGGCAUUCAAGAAAUUAUCUAUCUUAAAGAGACACAUGUUGACUCAUUCAUUUGAUGGACCUUAUAAAUGUGAUGUGUGUGAAAAGACAUACAAAUGCUUAAAGAGCUUAAACAUACACAUAAGGACACAUACAGGUGAUGAACAUUAUAAAUGUGAUUUGUGUGAGAGGGUUUUCUCUUUACCAAAGCACUUAAAGCGACACGUCAUGAAGACACAUGCUGAUGGAGAUCCCACUGAGUGUGAUGUGAUCGGGAAUUCAGAGAGAGAAAAUACAUGUGAUGUGUGUGGAAAAGUACUUGGUGAUUCAAUGGGUUUACAAAGACACAUGAAAAUACAUAAAGGAGAAAAUCCUCAUUCGUGUGAUAUCUGCGAAAAAACAUUUCGUGAAAAGGUGCACUUGAAAAGACACAGAACGACGCAUACAUUUGAAAAAGCCCAUAGUUGUGAUGUCUGUGGGAAAGAAUUUAAAUAUCCAGAUGGUUUACAAAGACACAUGAAAGUACAUAGAGAAGAAAAAUCUCAUUCGUGUGAUAUCUGCGGAAAAGCAUUUCGUGAAAAGUCACACCUGAAAAAACACAUGAAGACGCAUACGUUUGAAAAAGCCUAUAGUUGUGAUGUCUGUGGGAAGGAAUUUAAGUACCGAGAUAGUUUACAGAGACAUAUGAAAAUACAUAAAGGAGAACAAACCUAAAUUUGUGUGAUGUAUCUGGAAAACCUUUUAUUCAGAAGACAUAUUUGAAAAAAAAAACAUGAGAAGAUACAUAGAGGUGAACAAAUAAAGAAUUAAAUGUGA
Messenger RNA from Saccostrea echinata, 1333 nucleotides. Its product is annotated as zinc finger protein 62 homolog. The transcript has a single exon. Lineage: Eukaryota; Metazoa; Mollusca; Bivalvia; Ostreida; Ostreidae. The coding region runs from base 164 to 1231 and encodes 355 amino acids. Gene Ontology annotation, molecular function: DNA-binding transcription factor activity, RNA polymerase II-specific; RNA polymerase II cis-regulatory region sequence-specific DNA binding. The record is from RefSeq and is a predicted model, not a curated record. Gene Ontology annotation, cellular component: nucleus. Gene Ontology annotation, biological process: regulation of transcription by RNA polymerase II.